Messenger RNA from Daucus carota subsp. sativus, 2604 nucleotides. RefSeq names its product phosphatidylinositol/phosphatidylcholine transfer protein SFH9. The transcript has 15 exons. NCBI's taxonomy places the organism in Eukaryota, Viridiplantae, Streptophyta, Magnoliopsida, Apiales, Apiaceae. The coding region runs from base 428 to 2167 and encodes 579 amino acids. The record is from RefSeq and is a predicted model, not a curated record.
GCAAUUCGCCGUGUAUUAUUCUCUUUUGCUUGCUCGAUAAAAGUGAAAAUCUGCUUGAUUAUUACUAUCUGUAUGUAUGUACUUGCUUUUAUAUACACACAAAUACACGAAGAGGAGGCUUCGUAACCAGAAAGUCACACCAUCUACGCUUUCACGAUAAUUAUGCUUCAACUAGCUUGUUGUUGUUCGAGAGAGAUUGGGAGAGAUUGAGAGAGAGAAAGAGAAUCUGUACUAUUCUCAUCAACUGGAGAGAGAGAGAGAGUACUAUUCCGAGAAAGAGUAAAUCUAUACUAUUAGUAUCAUUAACUGUGUCUACUGCUGAAAGACGAAUUUUCUCGAUUUACGUGUAGCCGAUCGUCUUCCUUAUAUGAAUGCGGUUGAUUUUGAGAUAUUUUUUCGGAGACUCUAAUUUUGCGGAUUAAAAACAAUGCCAGGAGAAGAGGAACGAGCUAGAAGAUCUGAUUUUGAGAUUUCCGAGGACGAGAAAAAAAGAAUCCGGAUCAGAUCAUUAAAGAAGAAAGCAAUGAAUGCCUCCCAUAAAAUUUCACAUACUCUUAGGCGACGUAGUAGCAGAGUUGCUCAUUGUCGGUAUGCAUCAAUUUCCAUUGAUGAUUACCGUGAUGAAAAAGAAGAGAAGUCUGUGAAUGCAUUUCGCCAGUUAUUGAUUGAGAAAGACCUGCUCCCACCUCGUCAUGAUGAUUACCACACUAUAUUGAGAUUUUUGAAGGCCAGAAAGUUUGAUUUUGAUAAGACAAUCCAUAUGUGGGCAGAGAUGCUAAACUGGAGGAGAGAGAAUAGGGUCGACUCUAUCAUACAGGAUUUUGUAUAUGAUGAACAUGAAGAUGUUCAGAGAUAUUAUCCUCAUGGUUUCCAUGGUGUAGACCGAGGAGGACGGCCUGUUUAUAUUGAAAGACUUGGAAAAGUUGAACCUAGUAAGCUAAUGAGUGUGACCACAGUGGAUAGAUUUUUAAAGUAUCACGUUCAGGGGUUUGAGAAAACGUUUGCUGAGAAGUUUCCAGCUUGUUCAGUUGCAGCAAGGAGGCAUAUAGAUUCUACUACCACAAUACUGGACGUGCUGGGGAUGAACUGGAUGAGUUUUGGCAAAGUUGCACAUGAUCUUGUCAUGCGCAUGCAAAAAAUAGAUGGAGAAAACUAUCCUGAGACUUUAAAUCAGAUGUAUAUUGUUAAUGCUGGUAGCGGGUUCAAGUUUCUGUGGAAUACAGCAAAGGGAUUUCUUGAUCCAAGGACUACAGCAAAGAUACAUGUUUUGGGAAACAAAUUUCAGAAGCAGUUGUUUGAAGUUGUUGAACCAAGUCAAUUGCCAGUAUCUCUCGGGGGAACGUGCUUGUGCCCAAAUGAAGGUGGGUGUCUUAGAUCAGAAAAGGGACCAUGGAAUGAUCCAGAGUUGAUGAAGCUAGUACAUAUUGAAGAAGCAAUGUUUCUCGGAAAAUUUAGCAGUUCUUCUGAUGUUGAUGAAUUAGAAGCCAAAUCUACUCUUCGCGAGCAUCAGAGUUCAGAAAUUGUUUCUGCUGAUUCAGGAUCAGAAGCGAGAUUCCCAGCUUCUGGUAUCAUGCAGCCUAGCAUUCAUUCUGAAGAAACAAGAGAUUCUACAUGUGUCCAUGAUCUAGUGGAAAAAUCUUCUCGGAUGUCAAUACAUGUGAAUCCAACAACUACUUUGAUUAGUCAUGUUGGACAAGAAAGGGUGUUGAAGAAGUGCAUUACGAGUAUAGUUGACCACAUAUGCAAAUUUUUGGUGUGUAUAUAUUUUAUACUACUUGGUAUGGGCAAGUAUAUUGUAAAGAAAGAUGAGGAGAAAUGCGAAAGCGAAUCAGAACUUUCAUUGGAAAAUCAGUCCCAUCAGAUUCCACAAGCUAAAGAAGAGGACCAUCUUGAUCCAUGCUGGAACAGAUUAAAAAAUUUAGAGUCAUUGGUGACUGAGCUGGUCAAUAAGCCUACAAGCAUGCCUCCUGAGAAGGAUGACAUACUACUUGAGUCACUUAAUCGUAUAAAAUCAAUUGAAUAUGACCUGCAAAAGACAAAGAAAGCAUUACUUGCAACAGCUUCAAAACAAAUGGAACUUGCAGAGUCAAUGGAAAGUUUAAGAGAAAACAACAUAAACGGGACAAACUCAUGUUGGUCAAGAAGUUCCAAGUCUUUUCAACAUUGAAAAGAGACGUUACUAAGUUUUACAAACUUUUUCAUAUGAAAGAAUAUCAUACCAACAGCGGCUCUCAAGGCUUUUGCCAUUGUUUUAAACGAAGUUCGUCUUCAGAGAAUUUUAGCCAAAAGACUACAUGGACACUGACCCUAGGUGAAAUUUAUAUUUUCUUGCUGACGAUUGACGUGGGGUUUUUUCUCUUGGACACAAUUGACCAAGUAUUUGUUCUUUUACAUAGCAUUUUGGUAAUGAGAUGGUUAUGAAGGAGCUGGAAUCUGGUUGAUCUGUUGAGAAUUAGUACCCCACUGAAACUGUUAAUAAGAGCUGGAAUCUGAUUGAUGUCAUUGAAGACUUGUGAUUGUGUUUUUUGGAUAAACAUUUUUCUUAUUAAUGUUACAUUGUACAUACCAAGGUAUAUAUUUAUUAAGGUUUUUCAUUUGAGAUUA